AAAGUUUAUUAUUCACAUUCAUAUUCAAUAUCAGAUACACUGUACAUGAGUCAAUUAUUGUUGAGUUUGGCGAACUUCCAAACUUCCCAUAGUAUCAUUUAAUACCACGACGGGUGGUAUCAUUACCACGACGGGUGAUCAUGUCCGGCGCUCGACGCCUAAUCAAAUUUUAGUGAAAUGAGAAAAUAUCGUAUACCACGGAACUGAAUCUACGGUGUGAAUCACACCAUAAUCGCAUAUAAAUGGAUUAUCUUUAUUUGACGCAGAUGUUUUGAAGGUGCAAUAAACUGAGAUUCUCAUCACGGGGUGACUUAAACUCUGGUGAUGGAAAAUGGAGCAUGGACUUUCUAAAGCACUGUAACUGUCAGUGUGAAUUACACCACUGUCACACAUGUGAUGUCAUUCAUAAAAUAUUUUUUUUGUCUUUUCUACAUCUUUAACUGCAAAAUAUUGAUUUUGUUAUACAACUCUAUGAAGCUCAUUAUUGCCUUUUUAUCGGAAUUCAACUCUCAACAUGCUCAAGGAGCGUAUCACUGGCUUGGCUAAACAGCUUACUGCAUCUGCGUACGGGAUAGGGUAAAUUAUGACAAGCGGAUUAUGUUGCCAACGCUGUUUACGGAGAGCACUGAAGAAAGUGAGGAGUACGACUCAAUUAAUGUUCUAGCAAAGAAGCUGCUUCAGUUCGCAUGAGUAUCGUUUUAGGAUCCGUUCUGAAUGCGGAUCAUUUGUGUAUUUCAGUUAUUGCCAAAUCAAAAGCAUAAUGUUGUUUCUCUUCACAAUGGUUCAUUUAUAGUACAUGCACGUACAUUUAUGAUUCUUACUUGAAUAGAGUGGUUUCAUGUGACGUCAUCACCAGCCAUAGCGGGGACAGACAAAAGAAGAAAGCCCAAAUCACCAUGACGUUUGCUCACAGAUGUCCAGAGGCAUGUUCGCCCUGUUCGGGGUCAACAAUGUCUCAUCCGUCAACACCGUAUUAUCCUACGCCAAUACCUUCCACAUGCCCUUCAUCACCCCCAACAUGGUAGAUGACACCAACCUAAAAACCGACACAGAUUUUAGUUGGGUGUUUCACAUGAUGCCAUCUUAUACUAAAGCUAUGGUAGAUAUCAUACAAGCAAAAGGAUGGGAGACGUUCUACUAUUUGUAUGAUUCAGACGAAGCACUUAUACGCAUUCAACAAAUCAAUAAAGCCUUAAAUGAGAAAAAUAUGCAGGUGAAAAUGGACCUCCGCCGGAUUCCAGAUGUUCAAAACGCCCUUGGCUUCCUCCGUCAUAUAGCAAGAGCUAAAAAGCCAGAAGAAAAACGAAUCAUUUUAGAUAUUGCCAAGAUGAAAGAUUUACAAGGUUUUCUUGCACAGAUCGAAGAGGUAAAGAUGGCAAAGAGAAAAUACCACUAUCUCAUUGCUGGUCUGGGAAUGCGGGAAUUGAAUCUGAAUGACUUCACCACCAAAGGGGUGAACAUCACCGGUUUCCAGCUGCUCGACAAGGACGACACGGCAGUGCAGAACUUUGUGAAGGCGUGGAACGCGCUGGAUAAGGUCAGCUGGCCAGGAACAGAGGAGGACCCAGAUCACAAAGCUGCUCUCGCCUAUGAUGGCGUCAUGGUCUUCAAGAGAGCCAUCUCCGACAUGUUGAAAGAGAAUGCCAGAGUCUUUCAGAACGUUUUCCGGGGAAAGGGCCAAGUGUACAACAAUGGCAGCAAGGGACUAAACUGCAAGUCCAGUCCACCAAUACCGUGGUCGUUCGGAGUACAAGUCGCAAGGGCUUUAAACAGGGCCGAGGACCAAGGAGUCACUGGUAAAAUCGCUUUUGAUCGAUACGGGAGGCGGCGAGACUACAAAAUCUCUGUCCUCGAGCAGGGCUUCAAACGAAACAUUGUCCCGGUGGGAGAAUGGAGCGACACCCGCGGCCUGGUGAUGAAUCCGCCUACCAUUGUAAAUGAGAAGGGGAAGGGGGAAUUCGACAACAGGACACGGACAGUCACAAGCAUUCUGGUGGAUCCUUUUCUAAUGAGGCUAAAGAAACCUCGAGAAGACGGCAAACCAUUAGUUUUUAACGACCAGUUUGAAGGUUAUUGUCUCGAUCUAUCCAAUAAAAUGGCGAAGCGAGUAGGUUUCACUUUCCUCAUCCGGGCAGUUAAAGACGGCAGCUAUGGCGGCUAUGACAAGGUCAAUGACACGUGGAAUGGUAUGAUUGGAGAGUUGGUGCGUGGGGAAGCCGAUCUAGCUGUCGCUCCCCUAACCAUCACUGCCGCCAGAGAAAAGGUGGUCGACUUUUCGAAACCAUUCAUGAGUUUAGGCAUCAGCAUCAUGAUCAAGAAGCCAGAGAAGCGGACCCCGAGUGUAUUCUCGUUCAUGGACCCUUUAUCCUCCGAGAUUUGGAUGUGUAUUGGAUUUGCUUAUAUCGGAGUUAGCGUGGUGCUGUUUCUGGUGAGCCGGUUCAGUCCGUACGAAUGGCACAUCGAGGAGGUCUCCUCGAACCCGACUGCCAAAAAUGACUUCACCAUCUUCAACAGCCUCUGGUUCAUUCUCGCCGCCUUCAUGCAGCAGGGUUGUGAGAUAUCGCCAAGGUCCAUGUCAGGUCGCAUCGUGGGAAGUGUGUGGUGGUUCUUCACUUUCAUCAUCAUAUCAUCAUACACGGCCAACUUGGCAGCCUUCCUGACCGUGGAGAGGAUGUCAGCCCCCAUAUCUGGUGCAGAUGAUCUUGCCAAGCAGACGGAGAUCAAGUACGGGAUGGUCGCCUCGGGAUCUACACAGGAAUUCUUCAAGACCUCACAGUUACCGACCUACCAACGAAUGUGGACAUUCAUGAAAUCAAACGCAGAAGAGGUCUUCCCUCCAACAACACAGGCCGGGGUUGAGAAGGUCCGUGAUUCAAAUGGAAAAUAUGCCUUCCUUCUUGAGUCGACCAUGAAUGAAUAUAUGAAUCAACAGGAGCCAUGUACCACGAUGAGAGUAGGGAGCAACCUCGACUCGAAGGGUUAUGGGGUGGCCACACCUUUCCAUUCUGAUCUCAGAGAUCAUGUGACACUUGCGGUCCUUGAAGCCAAGGAGAAUGGUGACCUUCACAAGCUUGAGCAGAAAUGGUGGUACGAAAGGAGUUUGUGUGACCUCGGCAAAGGCAGUACAAAGGAUGCCCUUCAGAAUGCCCUUGACCUUAACAACGUGGCGGGUAUCUUCCUCAUUCUCAUCUCCGGAUUAAUCUCAUCAUUGUUCACUUCAAUACUUGAACUACUUUAUAGAGCUAAAGUAGACUCAAAAAGAAAAAAGAUUCCAUUCCUGGCGUCAUUACGCUCUAAAACAUACAUCACCAUCCACGGCGAAGCGGACUCCUCCAGCACUGACCCCCUGGAGGCGGAGCUGGCCGCUCAUCAUCAUCAUCAAUACAAACCCAUGUCUACGUAUAACUACUCAGCUCCGACAAACAUCAUCAGUAUGGAUGGUUAUGCAUGCUCAGACACAAAUACACACACUCAAGUAUGAUGAUGUCGCUACUAUGGGUGGGGAUUAAAACUGGGAACUGGCCAAUCACAUUCUUUCAAACGAGGAGCUUGCUGCAGCCAACGAGAGUCUGGUUUGGUAACACGAGGAACGACGACCAAUUAGAACCCGGGUUUUAAACACGAUGAACGACAGCCAAUGGAUUUGCUCGAUUUAAGACUGGUAUAGUGUUUCAAGGAACCAAUUAGGAUGAAACCUGAUGUUUGGUGAGGCUGCGAGAGGGAAUCAUACCAAUUUGCUAGUACAUGUACGUAGUUACUUCUAAAACAGCGCGUGACCGCACUCGGCCGGGAGUAAUGAGAAGGGUACCUGUAUGGAAAAGAAUUGUUGCCCGGACUGGAAGGUUUCAUCAGAUAUAUACAAGAAGAAAAUUUUCGUAGAUGACAGCCAAUGGAUUACCUAGUUGUUGAGACGAAACUGUGAAAGUGAACUAUACUGACAAACAUGAGCUGUACUGACAAGAAUAUUCCUUCGUCCACGGGUGCAGAAAUGUGGCUUCGAAAUUGAGGAAUCACUGCUAAUGUUGGAGGCGUACAGUAGUGCGAUGGAAAUGAAGUGAUAUGAUCGAACGAAGACUAACUGGGCUAAUGACUCGAUACAUCGGCCAAAUAGGCCCUAUAGCCCGCUGGACAGGUUUUUUACUUGUACUAUUAAUGAUGCUACAGUGACUGGCGAUAAAAACAAAACUGGUUGAUUAUUCAUUCCAGCUAGGCUGGAUUUCGAUAUAUAACACCAAUGACUCGUGUAAGUUACUGGAACUGGUCUUCACCGGGCCGGGCCAGAACAGAUUAUUGCCCCGAACGGGUUUAUAUUGAAUGUCGGAUGCUUAAAAUGUGAGUGCGACAGUGGGGGUUCUCCGAAUUUUUGCGUCCAGCAAUCCUAAGUAGGCUAUAAGGGGAACUGGCUGUACGACAGGAUGGAAAGGAAUCACGCUGAUAUUUGCCCGGCCCAAGACAGGAAGCAUUCCUUUUCACCUUCAAUCACAUUAUAGACGACUUCAUUGCAUUUUAUUAUGUCUUGUAAAUAUCAAAAGACUAUAGGAACUUUUACUGUAUAUAGUAGUUAUAGCCGUCUCUGUGCGUUUUCAUUGUGAGUUGGUGAAAUAUAGCACUAGGUUUUAGUACAGUUUCUUUCUCCGAAGCAUGAUUUAAUAGGCUAGAAUUGAACAGAGAGUAACAAUAUAAUGCGUUGUUGGAGUUGGAGAAGAGCCGUCAUCAUGAUAUCGCUAAUCGGAGCAUGAUGAUUGAUGCCAGUAGGACAGGACGAGGGUGUCCCGCUAUAAAAGUGGAACGCUCGAGCCCGCAUUUUGUAUAAGAGGUUUUUUAUCAUUGGGGUGGGCGUUGUAUAAAGUGUUGAUUUAAUUAUUUCAGGUGAUUUUUGAAUCCACUUUAAAAUGAACGUAUCAUAUCAUCAACGUACUCCAAAGAUCGUAUGGUUCCCGGCGGUCUAAGGAGAAGCAAUCCCGGACCGAUAUACGCAUUGCGUUCUAUAUACAUAUAAUGUCCUUGUCAGUAUAUCAUUCUGUAAAAUGAUCUUAACCGCGAGUAAGAUGUAAAUAUUUUGCCCUGGACAGAUCUGGGGCGCUUUAUUGAGAAAAUAAAACAGAUUUAUGGAUUAGUCGGUUCAUGACAAGGCCAUUUCUUUGGAGUGCAUGCGAUAGUAUCACCUAGUUAUACCAUACUGUAGAGAUUUAUACUUAGUAUAGACGUGUAACCAUCUUCUUGAACUAAAGACUUCCAUAGAAUACGCAAGUCAUCGCCGAUUGUGGCUACUUUCGUCUUCAUGAAGGACAUGUACUCUCGUUUCGUUUCGCUAUGAAGUAGCAAAUGACUGCUGUUUUGGUGGGUAAAAUCGUACUGUAUAUAAUCUUGAAGUCAUCAUUUGAAUCACUUCUGGUUUUAUCUCAUCCACCAUGAGUGGCCCGUUGCACAAAAAUGUUUUCACUAACGUCACACCAGGCGGCGCUUUCCUCCAUGCGGUACCUCGCAUUCCUUUUAUUUUGCACGCUUUGACCAAUAUACAAAUGACAGCUAAAGUAUUUUGCAGUAAGUUGUGACACGGGUGUAUAUACAUCCGUGGUAGUGACGACCUCAGGGGUGCUACCGGGCCAGCAUCACUAAAGUGACAUGAAACAGUGUUUUUACUCCCGAACUUUGUUUUCUUAAAACGACAAUGACGAUCUAUGAGGGUGUGGCCAGAUUAGAGUAAUUUAUAAUGGAUUGAAAUGCUGUAUAUCAAUGCAAUAAAAGGUGUACAUGUUGUAAAUACGUCAA
This is a messenger RNA of Lineus longissimus, 5772 nucleotides long. RefSeq names its product glutamate receptor-like. Gene Ontology annotation, biological process: modulation of chemical synaptic transmission; synaptic transmission, glutamatergic; monoatomic ion transport. Lineage: Eukaryota; Metazoa; Nemertea; Pilidiophora; Heteronemertea; Lineidae. The record is from RefSeq and is a predicted model, not a curated record. Bases 914 to 3481 code for a protein of 855 amino acids. Gene Ontology annotation, cellular component: postsynaptic density membrane; plasma membrane. Gene Ontology annotation, molecular function: transmitter-gated monoatomic ion channel activity involved in regulation of postsynaptic membrane potential; glutamate receptor activity. The transcript has 15 exons.